UGAAAUAAAAACCAAUUAAAUUAAUAAAAAGGGCACGGAAUCAGAGGAUAUGUACUACUCUUCCCUUCUAUAAGAAGCCCCCACAUACAACGAUCGGAGCUCCUCGAAUCCCCAUCCCCCCUUUUAGACCAAAGAAACCAAAAGAGAUUCACAACACAAAGAAUAUACAGGGAAUGGAUCCCGUGGAGAGGUUGAAAUCUGGGUUCGAGCACUUCAAGAAGGAGAUCUAUGAGAAGAAGCCCGAGUUGUUCCGCGAAUUAGCCGAAGGGCAGAGCCCACAGUUCUUGGUGUUCGCAUGCUCAGACUCACGUGUAUGCCCCUCCGUGGUGCUCAACUUUCAGCCUGGUGAAGCUUUCGCUGUGCGAAACAUAGCAAACAUGGUCCCGCCCUAUGAUAAGACCAAAUACUCAGGCGCUGGGGCGGCCAUUGAAUAUGCUGUCCUCCACCUUGACGUGAAAAAUAUCGUGGUGAUCGGUCACAGCCGUUGCGGCGGUAUCAAAGGGCUCAUGUCGAUCACCGACGAUGGAACUACCUGCAGUCACUUCAUAGAAGAUUGGGUUAAGAUCUGCUCGCUCGCCAAAGAGAAAGUGAAGGCCGCCCACGGUGAAUUGCCUUUCCAGGAUCAGUGCACCCAUUGCGAAAAGGAGGCCGUGAAUGUGUCCCUUGAGAACCUGAAGACAUAUCCCUUCGUCAAAGAAAGACUAGAGGACAACAAAUUGAAGCUAAUUGGUGCGCACUAUGAUUUCGUCAGCUGCAACUUUGAAACCUGGGAGAUAUAAAUGAGUGUGAAGUACACUUGUAUCUUUGAGUAUGGAAAGGUUAAUUAUGCAAUAAUUCUAAGUUUCUUGUCGAGGUUCGUAUAAUGCAUAAUUUGUAUCUUUUGUGAUACAAAACAACACAUGACCUUAAUUUGUGAACAGCUACUUUUUGAUGAACUUGGUCGCUAAUAAAAUUUUUAAAUUUGCCACCUUGUGCUUGGUA
Ananas comosus (pineapple) is the source of this 981-nucleotide messenger RNA. Its product is annotated as carbonic anhydrase, chloroplastic-like. Gene Ontology annotation, biological process: carbon utilization. Bases 174 to 779 code for a protein of 201 amino acids. The record is from RefSeq and is a predicted model, not a curated record. Lineage: Eukaryota; Viridiplantae; Streptophyta; Magnoliopsida; Poales; Bromeliaceae. The transcript has 8 exons. Gene Ontology annotation, molecular function: zinc ion binding; carbonate dehydratase activity.